Molecule: messenger RNA, 657 nt
Organism: Durusdinium trenchii
Lineage: Eukaryota; Dinophyceae; Suessiales; Symbiodiniaceae
Source: the annotation of a GenBank genome assembly
AUGCCUUUGAAAGCCAUAAAUGAUUCAGAUCUCUCUGAUGCUGAGUGCCCUGCGCUGAAAGGGAAGCCCAGUGCAACCCCAAAACCAAAGCCCGAGCCAAAGAAGUUACAGCUACCAAUGAAAGCCAAGUCGGCAGCAAAACCUAAGGCAGCACCUGCUGCGUUGCCCAGUCAGCAAGAGCCAACAGCCCCAGAGCAAACCAAGGUUGCCAACGUUCUGAAACGACCCGCAGCUGCCAAAGCCAACCCUAGCACCGCCGAAGGCCCACCCCACAAGAAACCUGCAGCUGCAAAGGCUACCAAGAAGCCACCAACUGGCCGCGCCUACAAGUACUGCUACCACCAAAAAGAAAUGUAUGGAAUCAAACGGGAUGGGUCAGAACUUUGCACAGUCAAGCUGGAGCCAGGCUUGACAAUGGAUGAGAUUUGUGAUAUUGCCGAGGCAAUUCGCGAAGAGGCAGAGAAAGGUGCUGCCAAGGCGGAUCUCAUCCAGCUUGCGGCUACUAUGAAGCAAAGGAAAUUGGAGGCCAAUGCCGCGCGGACUGGGAAUGCUCCUCAGAGCGCUGGAGGUUUGGAAGAUGGGGACCUCGGAUGCGAUGAUGAUGGCGAGGGCGCAGAGGAAGAGGAGGGUGAAGAAGACCCUGUGAUGGAGUCUUAA